GCUGCGCGUGCGGUUGUACCUGGCUGCGGUAUAUAAAGGCGGUCAGCGGUCAAAAACCACAACGGACAAACCGCUGAGAGCGUCAACGUCCUGUCAGUUAGUCCCCAAAACCUUUCAAUCCUCCCCCCAACUUACCGGCAUCUGUGACCCCUCACAAGCCGGCCGAGAGGGGGGUCCAGCGCGGGGCGAGACAGCAAGGACCGACCAGCAUGGACCCCCAAGCGAAAGAUCGAACCAGCCCGGCGACGGGGGGCUUCAGCGGGCGCCUGGCCUCUCUGGGAGCCGACGGGGGUGACUCGGAGUCCGGAGCCGGGUCGGAGGAGGCUGCCGUGGGCUGCUGCAGCGAUACGUUCAGCAGCCUGCCCGACAUGGAGCAAGAGACGCUUGAGGAGAAAUUGAGAGGACUGGCGUUCAGAAAGCAGACCUCGUAUCGGAAGGCGAUCUCCCGCUCGGGCCUCCAGCACCUCGGCCCACCGCAGCCCUCCCUGCCUCCCGCAUCCAACGGGCCCAACAAGGAGCUCCGUACCGGCGUGGACUGGACGGAGAACGCAGUGAAUGGGGAUCACCUGUGGAUGGAGACGAGUUGUUCAGGAGAGCUCUGUUAUCUCGGAGAGGACGCCUGCCUGUUGAAGACUGCAAAGUCGGCCCCCAGGAGGAAAUGUGCUGCCUGUAAGAUCGUUGUUCACACUGGCUGCAUAGAGCAACUGGAAAAGAUUAACUUCCGAUGUAAGCCAACCUUCAGAGAGGGAGGAUCCCGGUGCCUCAGAGAUCAGAACAUACUGAGACAUCACUGGGUUCACAGAAGAAGACAGGAGGGGAAAUGCAGACAGUGUGGCAAGAGUUUUCAACAGAAGUUCUUCCACAGUAAAGAAAUUAUCGCCAUCAGUUGUUCCUGGUGUAAACAGGCUUUCCACAAUAAGGUGACGUGUUUCAUGCUGCACCAGAUUGAGGAGCCAUGUUCACUGGGGGCCCAUGCUGGAGUCAUAGUACCACCCUCCUGGAUCAUCAAAGUCAGGAAACCACAGAGCUCACUUAAGAACUCUGCCAGGAGAAAAAAGCGGACAUCUUUCAAACGAAGGACAAGCAAGAAGGGAUUGGAUGAGUCUAAAUGGCGUCCGUUCAUGUUGAAGCCUCUCCCCUCACCUCUCAUGAAGCCCAUCUUGGUUUUUGUCAAUCCCAAGAGUGGAGGCAACCAGGGUGCCAAGGUGUUACAGAUGUUCAUGUGGAUCUUGAACCCUCGACAGGUGUUUGACCUGUCGCAGGGCGGGCUGCGAGAGGCGUUGGAGUUGUAUCGGAAAGUGCCAAAUCUGAGGAUCCUUGCCUGCGGAGGCGACGGCACAGUGGGGUGGAUCCUGUCCACUCUAGAUGAGCUGCAGAUGAACCCCCAGCCUCCGGUCGCUGUUCUUCCUCUGGGAACAGGAAAUGACCUCGCCAGGACGCUCAACUGGGGUGGGGGUUACACAGAUGAGCCGGUGUCCAAGGUCUUAUGUCACGUGGAGGACGGUUCGGUGGUGCAGCUGGACAGGUGGAACCUCCUGGUAGAGAAGAGUGCUGUGCAGCCAGAGGAGGGCACACAGAAGCUGCCUCUGAAUGUGUUCAACAACUACUUCAGUCUGGGCUUCGAUGCUCACGUCACCCUGGAGUUCCACGAGUCCAGAGAGGCCAACCCCGAGAAGUUCAACAGUCGCUUCCGCAACAAGAUGUUCUAUGCAGGAGCUGCGUUCUCAGAUUUCCUGCAGAGGAGCUCCAGGGAUUUGUCGAAGCACGUCAGGGUGGUGUGUGACGGUACCGACUUAACUCCUAAGAUCCAGGAGCUGAAAUUUCAGUGCAUUGUGUUUUUAAACAUUCCCAGGUACUGUGCUGGCACCAUGCCGUGGGGAAACACAGGUGACCACCGGGACUUUGAACCGCAGCGCCAUGACGACGGCUGCAUUGAGGUUAUUGGCUUCACCAUGGCCUCAUUGGCAGCGCUACAGGUCGGCGGUCACGGAGAGAGGUUGCACCAGUGCAGAGAAGUCGUCCUUACUACCUUCAAGACUGUACCUGUUCAGGUGGACGGUGAACCUUGUCGACUGGCUCCCUCCACUCUCCACAUCUCCCUCCGAAAUCAGGCCAACAUGGUCCAGAAGAGCAAGAGACGCACCUCUGUGCCCCUGCUCAAUGAUCCUCACGCAGUUCCAGAUCGUCUGCGUCUACGAGUGAAUCGGAUCAGCCUCCAGGAGUACGACCGACUGCAGUACGACAAAGAACGACUACGGGACAUCUCCAUCCCAGUUGGCAUCGUGGUGGUGAGGGGGGACUGUGACCUGGAGACAUGCAGACUCUAUAUAGACAGAUUACAAGAGGACUUACACCAGGCGCCAUCUACUGGCCACAGAGUGCACUAUCAGGACGAGAGCAGAGGCGUCCCCAGGACCAGUUCGACCAGUAGACUCUCUCCCAACUGGAGCUUCUUGGAUUCCACAUCAGCUGACCGCUUCUAUCGCAUUGAUAAGGCUCAGGAGCACCUGCACUUUGUGACAGAAAUUUGUCAGGACGAGGUGUUUAUCCUGGACCACGAGGGGCCAGUGGCGAGCCAGGGAGCGUCCACGGGGAUGCCCGAUCUGGUAGUGGAACCGACUGCCGGUACUCCCUUGACAUCUGAUGAACAAGCCCUGCUGACAGCUGCCAGUACAGGAGAUCUCUCUACGCUGUCAGAGUGCGUCCAUCGAGGCGUCAGCUUGCUGGUUAGAGACGCUGGAGGCUGCUCAGCGUUACACAUAGCUGCCCAGAACGGACACACUGACCUGGUCAGCUACAUACUGCAACAGGGCUCUAAGGUGCUUCUGGAUUUGACAGACAGAGAGAAAGGGGACACUGCAUUGCACAAAGCCGCCUCCGAGAAGCAGCAUGUGGUGUGUCGGCUGCUGGUGGAGGCCGGGGCGUCGCUCGAGAAAACCAACUUCCAGGGGAAGACGCCAGCGGACCAAGUGGAGGGAGACUCGGAGCUCGCCACCUACCUGAGCGCCCAACAGCACACAUCUCCCACCACCCACGAAGACUUGGAGACGGCUGUCUGAGGCGCACACACUCCCACACACACGCACACGCACACACUCCCUCUCUUGACUCUGCACACACUCGCAUCGGAGACGAAUCUGGGAGAGAAAAAUGUAGUCUGAGUCUGGAUUUAACCGGAGUGUCUCCGCAGACGAGAAGUGAACUGCUUCAGCUCGCAGCAGCUCUGCAGAGGAGAUUUUAAUGGUCAACUAUUUAUUUGUAUUUAUUUAUUCUUAUUCUAUUUAUUGGUUGUGCUGAUCGAUUGACUGAGCGAUUGACCGCAGGACUUUUAACGGUUGAGGAUGCAAGUGCACUUUGAGCAGGGUCGCGAGUUCACGAAAACAUGUUUAUUUUGCUCACAGUUCAUAUUUUAAGAAGUUUACUCAGUAGGAAGUGUUGAAAAUAAUCAAUAGGACAUAAAGUUUCAUUUCAGAAGUGAUGGAAAUACUAAAGGCUUGUAUGUUCAGCCCAUAAAACCUGUGUGCCAAAGACAUUGCACUGAUGUGGUGUCAUAUCUAUUUCAGUAAUGUUCCCUCACAGCGCUUGAUCCUCAUACAUCCCCCAAACUGCUUUGAGACCAAAUUAUGUAAAGAUGAUGUUUCAUUCAUGCUGUUUCAUUCAGGAUGCACAUUACUGGGUCAACGGAGGACUUUGAUAACAUUACGAAGCUCAAGAAUCAGAAACGAUCAGACCUUUUAGAGCAGCUUUAAAUGCGUCACGCGUACACACAAAGACACCGGAAGCUGACACCGAGCUCACAGGCAGCAAGAUCAAAGACAGAAAUAAAGUAAAAACAUGAAUGAUGAAGAGUCCAGACUGUGACUCAGCUGUUCUGAUGCUGAGGGAGGUGUUAUCACCGGGUCACGGGAUGAUUCAGGGGAUAAAUAUAUAUCUCACCAGAUGAAAUUGAUUUUUUUCUGACUUUUUGAAAAUGUAAAAUAUUUUGACCUUCUCGGGACUCUAAAGCUCCUCGGAGUCUCUCUUUGGUCCGGCUGCUCCCGGCAGAUAUCGAUCGCUUUUAAGGUGUCAAAAAGUUUUGCUUGUUCCACAGUGUGUCGGCCAUUCGUCCUUAACCUCCAUCACAGAACAUGUGACCCGCUGCCGGACCUGACAGCUCCUGCUGCAAAAUAUUUUUUAAAAAUCAGAAACAUACAAAGAAGACAAACCAUGUCGACUUUAAAAAAAGACUCUUUUUUUUUAGUUUUUGUGGUCGUCUCUUAAAACCCAGACUUUUUUACUUAAUGACCCUCAACAAUCAUCAGCAUCUUGUUUUCACUGUUUCAUUCCACCACGUGUUGGACUUGUUGUCGCUUCCAGGAGUUUGACUGGUUUGAAUAUGGACGGCCGGCAGCUGAUGUGCACAUGUGGUUUCUUAGAUUUAAACUUUUAACAUAGAGUUAUUGUUGUCGUCGUGGAAAAAGUCUCUGAAUAGAACUGUGCCAUAUGGAUAAAAAACAUUUUUAAGAUAUUUAUAUAUUAGUAUAUAUUACAAUAUGGAAAAUAAAUACAAAAAAUACAAAGAAAAUCAUCAAACAACUUCAGAGACAACUGAUGAUUUCAAACUUCCAAUCAGUUUUAAUUUGUUUGUUUCUAAUUACAGUUUCCUAUUCAUUUCCAUUCAUUUUAAUGAAUUAAAUAAAAAAGAUCUUUGGCUUUUGGACUGUUUGUCAGAAAAAAAGACAUUUGAUUAAUCUAGAAAUGAAUUGAUAUUGAAAAUGAUCUUUGAUUGUGGCCGUAAUUCAAAACAUCAAAGGACUGAAGGAAAACUUUCCUUAGACCUAAUUAUUUUAAAUCAACUUAAAAUGUUGCAUCCAAACUAAUUUUUUCAAACUAGUUCAGAACCAUCACUGACUGAACCAGGUCAGACUUCUUUAUAAUUUUAGUUCCACCAUAAAUUCUUGCGCAGGCAUUAUUGAACGUUCAGUAAGUGCAGCCAGUUGAUUGUGGACACACCAGACUGUGUUUAAAAAACAGGCGAUUUAAAGUGAAACCUUCUAAUUUUCAAAUGUUUGACUCCAGCUGCCGUCACACAAAUAUUUCAACUUUUCACAGCGCUCAGUUUGUAUCUGGUACUCCUGACGCAACAAGGCUUGUCACAUGACGCUUGUGCGCAUAUGUGUGUGAGUGUGUGAGUGUGUGUGAUGAUUUCCCCUUUUCAUAUCAAAUCCGAAAGGAGAAGUCAGAACAGCUGCAACAGAAAGAGAAGCUUCCCUCUCUGUGCAGCCUGAACAUAACACCACUCUGUGUGUUGCAACAUUGCGUGUGAGUGUUUCAUGUGUGCAUGAGUCUUUUAAUGUGUAUCUCAAGUACACAUGCCUGUGUGUGUGUGUGUGUGUGUGUUUGCAGCAUUUAUCCAAGAAGAAAAGAAAAAAUCUGAGCCAUAUUCAAUGCAAUAUGAAUAGAUGACGUCUUUUUGCAUUUCUCUAUUAAUUGUUUACAUUACAUUAAUGUUUUUAACAUAGUCGACCAUUUAGCACCGAGGAGUAUUGAAUGUGCAGUUUUACUUGAGUGCUGGUUGGGUUUAUGAUUGUCUAGUAUUUUAUUUCUUUCUUCCGUGUGCAUGUAUGUCAAUGGACUGAACUUUGAAGCAACCCUGUGAGGUCUCUUUUGAUAUAACCUGUUGUUAGCUAAAUGCAUACACAAAGUAGGAACUGCUUUCCCAAACGUUGACACAGACUCAGAUGUAGCCAUCGUAGAAGUCUGGCUUUUGAACAUGUAGGUUUGGUUCAGCUGCUGCAAAGAUUCACAGUAUUACUCAAGACUUAUACUUGCGUUCCAUGUUUCCACCAGGCUUUUGUCAUUCCUCUUGCACGAAUUUCAUUUCAACACAGAUCUUUUGUUGCAACACUUCUCAAUCAAGGUCCGGUUACUGGUUAUCUUCCAGAGCUUUCAGCCACAUUACAUGGCCUUCCUUGAUGUGGCUGAAAGCUCCAGAAGUUCUGGUCUAACUGCUGUUUCCAAGUGAUGAACCUUCAAGGUUAGCUUUUCAGCAUAGAGAAGUGUAAACUCUAAAUCGUCCAGCUUGUCAGCGAUAACAUGAUGCUAUAUAUAGAUCUAUUUGUACAUAGAUCUAGAUAUACAGACAGACAGAUAGAUAUAGAUAUAUGUAUAUUUAGAAAAGUUUCUGUACUAGUGCCGAUGCAGUACCUGAGCUUCCUGAGCUAUUUGCAAAUAUGAAUAUGUUUUUCUACAAAGCUCUUUUUUCCAUUCAGUAAAACAAACUUAAUUAACAUGGACUAAUUCAAUAAUUAGUCAUAUAAAGGGGCAUUAAAUGCACUAAGUGGUUGGUGUGUGGUCAGCCUGUGAAAACAGUCGUAUGAUGUGUAAAGCUUGUGAGAACCUGACCCUGACGACCCCCACCAGGGACUGAAAGCCUGUCGGCCUCUGCUGUUUUGACUUCAAACUCACCGUUUUUAAGACCGGACAGUUUUUUCUGAUUGUUCAGCUGCUAGCAUGAUGAAGCACUGUUGUUGCUAUGGUUACCUCCUGUUCAAUAGGCAUCAUGCUAAGAUUUGCUGGUAAAGCUGUUGCCCCGAAGAUGAAAACACAUUUUUAAUAGACUCUUUCCAGCCAAUCAGAAGCCAUUUUUUUCCAAGGCCACAUACUGUAUGAUUAACACUGAAUGAAAUUUGAGUAUUUGAAGCUGUUUUAAAUGUUUAAGUCAGGGGCAUUGAAGUAUAAAAAGUAGAAUAAUUAUGUUUCUUACCCAACUGUGAUGGUUUUUUUAUUGUUAUUAUUUUAAUCCAAAAGUCACAUGACAAUCUCUGCUUUUGUUUAGUAUAUAUGGGAUGUUCUGCUGCUGCACUUCUGAGUAAUUCCUUAACUAAAUCCACAUUUCGCGCCUCUCUGAUCGGAUUUCCCUCUCAGUUUUUCCCACUAAUGUUUCCGAUGCAGGACUUCUACGAUGGCUGCCACUGUCCACCUCCACCACUGAGACCUCCUCUGAGUGUGUGUGGAGACGAUAAAACAGACGAAAUGUGUGUAAAUGAAGCCCUUCAGCUGAACUGUCUGUGAAUGGUGAUGACUUUUUCUAUGAAGUGACCGUGGAUAUAAGCUAGGCCCGCUCUGAGUGACAUGCACACACGCUUCUUAUCACUCUUUCUAUUGAGUAGAAACAUGACUUUGUAUUAAAUUGUGUCUCUCAUCAGUGUUGGUUAUGCAUGGCAUUUUCUUACCUCCUUGGGAUUAUUUUCUGGUAAUGGCAUAAAGGAUGGCAUUAUUGUUGUUUAAAUUAUUAAAUUAUUAUAGUUUUAAUUGAUUUUGACCUGAGUUUCCUCUUAGGUUUGGAUGUUUUCUUUUCUUUUGCUUUUGUAUUUCUUAUUUUUCUGCUGAUGAUGAUGGAAUUACUUGAAGUUUGUUGUUUUAUUUUAUUAAUUUGUUAAAAGAAUAUGUGAUGCUGUAGUUUUGCCUCUGACCUUAUUUCCUGUUUGAAUGAUUGUUGGGGAAAUCUACUAAGUUACUAAAC
Chelmon rostratus (copperband butterflyfish) is the source of this 7504-nucleotide messenger RNA. It is a transcript of the gene dgki, whose product is annotated as diacylglycerol kinase, iota. The transcript is spliced from 33 exons. NCBI's taxonomy places the organism in Eukaryota, Metazoa, Chordata, Actinopteri, Chaetodontiformes, Chaetodontidae. Gene Ontology annotation, molecular function: protein binding; ATP-dependent diacylglycerol kinase activity. Gene Ontology annotation, biological process: diacylglycerol metabolic process; intracellular signal transduction; regulation of synaptic transmission, glutamatergic. The record is from RefSeq and is a predicted model, not a curated record. Gene Ontology annotation, cellular component: nucleus. Bases 210 to 3059 code for a protein of 949 amino acids.